Messenger RNA from Vespula pensylvanica (western yellowjacket), 1349 nucleotides. It is a transcript of the gene Rpn13, whose product is annotated as proteasomal ubiquitin receptor ADRM1. Gene Ontology annotation, biological process: ubiquitin-dependent protein catabolic process. The transcript has 5 exons. The coding region runs from base 145 to 1335 and encodes 396 amino acids. The record is from RefSeq and is a predicted model, not a curated record. Gene Ontology annotation, molecular function: ubiquitin binding; proteasome binding; endopeptidase activator activity. Gene Ontology annotation, cellular component: nucleus; cytoplasm; proteasome regulatory particle, lid subcomplex. Lineage: Eukaryota; Metazoa; Arthropoda; Insecta; Hymenoptera; Vespidae.
AUUUUGAGAUGCACCGUCAUAGUGGUCAAUUGUUCCUCUCUACGGAUCACAGCACAUACGCCUACCGAGUGUGCUCGAUGUUUGAGAAAGAUACGUUAACAGUUUGAAUAAAAAAAUUUUUUUCACACAAGUUGAUUUAUAUAUAUGUGCAUGGGGCCCCUAUUUGGAAAUAAUCCUUCGCGAAAUGCGUCGAAGAAUUUGGUUGAAUUCAAGGCAGGAAAAAUGACUAUGAAGGGGAAAAUGGUUUAUCCAGACACACGAAAGGGACAGGUUUACGUUCACCAGUCUGACGAUCAAUUAAUGCAUUUUUGUUGGAAAGAUCGUACAACAGGAAUCGUGGAAGACGAUCUUAUAAUAUUCCCUGAUGACUGUGAAUUUAAGCAUGUUCCAGCAUGUAAAUCCGGUAGGGUAUAUCUGUUGCGAUUCAAGUCGUCAAGUAGAAAAUUCUUCUUUUGGCUACAGGAUCUGAAGACUGAUAAAGAUGAAGAAUAUUGUAGGAAAAUUAAUGAAGUUUUGAAUAAUCCACCUACUCCUGGUUCUCAAAGAAGCGGCAAUGCAAAUCCAGAUGGAGAUUUUCAUAAUCUAUUAAAUAAUAUGUCUCAACAACAAUUAAUGCAAUUGUUCGGCGGCGUUGGACAAAUUGGACUAGGCAGCUUAUUAGGAACCAUGAGCAGACCUCAUGGUAUCCAAAGUACUAGAGCAUCUACUACAACCGCGUCAUCGCCGGUUACUACAAGCGUCGCCAGACCACCGGUAUCUCAAACACCGGCACCUUCUACCGUCACUGAAACUACAAAAUCUUCCAGUAAUAAUAAAUCAUCACCAAGAACAACAGCACCAUCUACACCUGUGACUACUUCAGGUACUAACAAUAGAAUUCAGUUGAGUGACCUACAAAGUUUCCUCUCAGAAAUUCCAACACCAGCUGGAGCAGAAGCUGUUGUUCAGCAGAGGGGCAUAGCGACAGAGCUGACGAAUGUCAUCCCAACGAUUACAAGAACGGAAUCUCUGGAACGUGCUAUUUCCGCGCACUUACCACCUGGAGACAACCUGUGUACCACGCUAUCGUCUCCCCAGUUCUCCCAGGCGCUAUCAAUGUUCUGGUCUGCUUUGCAGUCGGGCCAGGCGGGCCCAGUCAUCCGUCAAUUUGGCUUGGGAACUGAUGCGAUCAAUGCAGCCACUAGCGGUAACAUCGAAGAAUUCGUCACUGCUUUGGAGACAGAAGCCAAGAGUGGACAAGGACAAGCGCAACAGGGACAAGAAGAGAAGAAACGAUCUCCAGGCGAUAGUCCUGGCAAGAAGGAAGACGAUGACGACGGCAUGCCUUUGGAUUAAACUAUAAGAAUUUA